CUUUACAAUAUGGUUAAAAGCGUUUUACGUGUUUUUAAGAAAUGGAAGUACGUUCGUAAACUCAGAAUUCAGUUGUUAGCCACAACUCCAUCUUCACCACGAAGUGUAGAAAAUUUUACCGUUAGUAUUUCUGGAAAGAAACGCGUGAUAAAGAAAGAUUGAACGCUUAAUAUGAAGCUCUGAAAAAAAUAGAAGUCAUGAAAAGAAUAGAAAGUCAAGAAGAAGAAAUAAGAAGUGAGAUUGAAGAAAAUUAUGAAUAAGACCCUGAUGACCCAAGUCAUGGGGCUGGAAUGCCUUAUGGUGCUGGAAUGCUGGUGCUGCUAUUAUUGGUGUUUUCAGGCCCCAAGGACGCCAGGAUGAAGCCGCUCGCGCUUCUUCUGGUCCUCCUCCUCCUCCAGAAGGCGGUGAGCAGCCUGCAAAAGCUGGAUAUGCAAAACGACGUCAAUGCGCUAACGCAAGUCGGUGCUGGGUACGCGGUCCUCACCCCCACCCUCACUCACGCAUACGGAAACGCCCAUCACCAUCAGCCGCACAUCUCGCGCCUCGAGGUCACGUGCGAGCUUAGCACCAUGGUGGUGGCCCUCGAGUUCGACGCGCCCUUCGACGGCCAAGGGCCACUUCUACGACCCGCGCUGCGGUGGUGCACAGGAUCUCAUUUCACGAAGCACCCUUCGACGGCGUGGUGUACAGCUAAGGGCACCACUUCGAGACCCGCGCUGCCGGUGAGUGCACAGGUUUCAUUUCACGACGCGCCCUUCGACGGCGUGGUGUUCAGCAAGGGCCACUUCGACGACCCGCGCUCUCGGUACGUGGCCGCCGGGACGAACCGCGCGGCGUACACCUUCCAGAUUCCUCUGAACGGCUGUGGAACGACGCCUGGCGGGGGCUUCGGACGCACCGUCGACAACGUCAUCGUCAUCCAGUCCGAUGACACCGUCCAGGAAAUAUGGGACACGGCGCGCAAGCUGUCGUGCGCCACGGCGAACAGCAAGGAGAAGACGGUGAUCUUCCGCCCGUUCGUGGUGGACAUGCUGGAAGUGGUGACGGUGCCGGAGGCCGUGGGCUCCACAGCACCGAUCGAGGAGAUCAUCAAGAUCGGCGAGACGCUGACCAUCCUUGGUGUACUCAAGGACAACGACAACCAGUACGACGUGCGGGUGCGGCGCUGCUGGGCGUACGACAACGAGGAUACGAGGCCAAGGACACGCACCGCCUGCAGUCAACAGACGACGAGGGUGCCCAAGAAAAGAAAGCUGAUAGGAUACUGGCAGCGUACACACGAAACAGGAUCGUCGGGAGCCAGUAUCAUCGCCUACAACAACAUCACCGCCUUCAAGUUCUCCGACCGCAUGCAAGUUUUCCUCACGUGCAACAUUGAGAAUGGCAUCAUGAGUCCUCCCCAGUGAUGCCCAAAGCCGACAACGCCAGUGGACGACACACAACCCCCUCCUCGGUGCUACCCAGGGUCCACCGACCCGCGCUGCCCACGGCCUACUCGUCCGCCCACCGCGCCACCAACGUACCUGCCUCCCAGCACCCAGCCGCCCACACGGCCUCCGACAACGCAGAGACCCAGGUGCUACCCAGGGUCUACAGACCCCCGGUGCCCUCAAACGCCGCCAACUCCGAGGCCCACGACGCAGGCACCGAGGUGCUAUCCGGGCUCCAACGACCCUAGGUGUCCACCGCCACAAACGACCACGCCACCUCUGAGAUGCUAUCCUGGUUCAAAUGAUACACGGUGCCCGCCUCCUCCAACAACCGAGACACCAACUUUGAUCACUACCAUACUCGGCACAGUAUGCGUCCCAGGAACGAACGAUCCUCGAUGUCCAUCUAGAUCCACUACACCGCCACCAACGACUCAGCCACCAAGAUGCUAUCCGGGAUCCAAUGAUACACGGUGCCCGCCUCCUCCAACAACCGAGACACCAACUCUGACCACUAUCAUACUCGGCCCAAGAUGCGUCCCAGGAACGAACGAUCCUCGAUGUCCACUACGACCGGUAGAAGGAUCACCAAUAGGAUCGCCCCCACCACUAAUGGACAGUCCGACGGGAACCAAAUGCCUUCCUGGAACAACAAAUCCCAGAUGCCCUCGAAGAAGACCGGCACCAUCACAGCCCAGAUGAUGUUCUCAAUCAACAGAUCCCAAGUCACUAAAAUCUAAACUUCCACCGCCUUCACUCAAUACUCAAACACUACCCAGAUUACUUUCACGAUCAACAGAUCCAUCAUAUCUUCAGAAAAAGACCGGCAAUCUUCAAUGAAUGUCUCGUUACUCCUCAAACUAGGCUUCCACUUCCAACAAAACUUCGUCUCCCACAUGUUGUCCGACAUCCACAUAUCGCAGUUUUUCCAGAACUAUACCUCCAUCCUCAUCACCAUUACCAUCACACUUGUCUGCACCACCCACAUGUUUCCCUUGAUCUUCGGAUCCGAAAUACGAUCCACGUCUUCAAGCAUGUACUGUAUUUUCUGUAUCACCACCACCAUGAUUCAAUAGGUUCACAACCCCCGGAAAAUGACGCUUAAGUAAUGUGUUUUUGUGCUUUGUGUUCUAUUCGUUGCAAAAUUUGAGAAAAAUUAAACCCUUUUUAGACAAUCUUGUUUAUUUCUCAUAAAUUUGCUACGAUUUCACUCAAAAUUUCGUAAAAAUUAUUCGCGUGAAAAGUUUAAAAUUACUUUAAUUGAAGACCUCAUUUUAAAGAACAGAUUUUAUUACGAACAAAUCUCUAUCGUCUGUAAUGUAGAUGAAAUUAUGGAUCCAAAAAGCUUUACACAUUAGCGAGUUUCGAAAUUCGUCCUACAGACUUCAUGUAAAAAAUUUGGAAGAACCUCUUGAAAUUUGCUGGACUUCGAGCAUAGCCAGGUCAAUGAGGAAUAUAUCAUUUGGUGGGAAAUCCUCUACAUAGUUCAAGCACUAGUGUUCUUUACAGACAGACGGACAAAGAGAUGUUUCUAAGGAUAUAUAGUGAAAUACCGAUAUAAAUAUUGAUAUUUAAUUCAUCUAAUCUUCGACUAUUACCACUUUACGCUUUGGCUCGCCACCGAAACUCAUGUGAUAUGAAUUUAUAAAUAUUUCUAUCAUUGGUGUGCCAUGCAAUACUAAUUCAUUUUUACUGAAAUGUUUUUUAUAUUGAUUCUAUUUCAUUUUAUUUAUGGGUACCGACAUACAUCUUCUUUUCGGUUAUAUGUGAACGUACAGUCUAUUCAUAAUUGCGAUCGGUGUAAGUUCUGUUAAUUAAAUAGAUUGUUUUGAAUUGAUGACUGAAAAUAAAUUAUCAGGAUUAUUUUCAAUAAAAUAACUUAACA
Gryllus bimaculatus (two-spotted cricket) is the source of this 3315-nucleotide messenger RNA. Lineage: Eukaryota; Metazoa; Arthropoda; Insecta; Orthoptera; Gryllidae. The record is from the annotation of a GenBank genome assembly.